CGUAGUGCUCCAGCUUUCCGACUCCUGAAGACACAGGGGCGCCUGUCAUCCGUUAACCACCCGAGCAUCUCUAGCAUCCUAAGGCAGUUUCUAACCAGAACAGUCAUUUGACUCAUCGUUUAAGUGCUAUACAAUACCAGAAGGCUUCUUUCCCGUCACAUCGACUGAUAUUGUAAAACUUUAAAUGCUCGUCUGAAAGCUUCUUGCGGCAAUUAUAACUGCUAACUGAAGCUUAUAUGAAACAUUUUUGUCUGACAUCUCUCGGAGUCAUCUCUCUUUUAAAAAAAGAAAAUAUUCGGGGAUGUGAGACUUCCAUGUCGGCGAUGUUGUUUUCCAUCUUAAUCGAUACCUGAGACCAGGGGUUAAGAGUUGAGAAUUUGUAGCCUGUUUGAUGUGGGUCGUCUGAAGAUCAUUAAAACAAAUUAAACUUUUAUCACAUAUGAAACGGAUUAUUAAAGAUGAGACGCUUAUUUUGACUAUCACAGUGGGAUAAAGUGCAGCGCAUCAUCACCGCACCUUCAGGAUGUUCCGGCGAGGCUGUGGUCUGGAGUUUCUCCUGGUGCUGUGUGGUUUAGAGUUGACCCAGGCGUGUCCCCGUGACUGCAUCUGCUACGACUCUCCCAGCACGGUGAGCUGCCAGGCCCACAACUUCCUGGUGGUUCCAGAAGAAAUCCCGGCCCAGAGCGAGCGCGUCUUUCUGCAAAACAACAAGAUCCAGCGACUACUGCAGGGCCAUUUCAGCCCCACCACCGUCAUGCUUUGGCUCUACUCCAACAAUAUCUCAUACAUCCAGCCCUCCACAUUCAUGGGCUUCACCCGCCUGGAGGAGCUCGAUCUGGGGGACAACAAACACCUCCGCUCUCUGGCUUCUGACACUUUUCAGGGCCUGACCCGACUCCAUGCUCUGCACCUCUACCACUGUGGCCUAAUCACUCUGCCCGCUGGCUUAUUUGAAGGGCUGCACAACCUGCAGUACCUCUAUUUACAGAACAACCAGUUGGAGUUUCUUGAGGAUGACAUGUUCAUUGAUCUUCUGAAUCUGAGCCAUUUAUUUCUGCAUGGAAAUCGCCUGUGGAGCCUCCACCAGAACACUUUCCGUGGCCUGGGGGCCCUUGAUCGCUUGUUGCUCCAUCAAAACCGGCUCCAGUGGGUUCACAAACAGGCUUUCCACGACCUGCGCCGCCUGACGACUCUCUACCUGUUUAACAACUCUUUACCUGAACUUCCGGCUGAAAGCUUGUCUCAGCUGUCAGCGCUGGAGUACCUGCGGCUCAACGACAACCCUUGGGAGUGCGACUGCAAGGCUGUGCCGCUCUGGGAUUGGUUGCGGCGCUUCCGUGGCUCCACCUCCUCAUUAAUAUGCGCAGCUCCACCGGAGCUGGCGGGAAAGGACCUGAAACGGUUGACAAAAGAAGAGCUGCCCUCCUGUACAGGCUCAGAGUCGCUCCACCAGAGCAAAUCCAGCCAGGGGGACGUGGGGGUGUCACUGAAGAAAGAUCAUCAUCAUCAAUCACGCAAUCAUCAUCAUCAUCAUCCUCACCUCCCGCAUCAGGAUCAAUACUACCCCACCUCCCCGUCGCCACUUCCUCGACUGCCCAAGUCGGGACGCAACAGGAACUGCACAAGGCAUCGAAACCGCAAGGGCAAUGCUCAGAACGAGGUGUAUAACCUAAAGGAGUUAGCCAACAAGGAAUCGGACGACAAAUAUGACCCAUCAAAACCGAGACGAAAGAACAAAUGCAUCCCACAGACUUCGGUGGGUCCCCCUAGUGGUGUGCAAAGAGUGAACAGUAGGGCGGCGGCCCUCUUGGCACCUUGUUUCAUCAUCCCUCUUUGCUUAUUGGUUUGUCUCACUGCCCUUAUUUUCCGCUGAGCCUUGCGGAAACAUCUACUAAUGGUUUUAAUGAACAAACUCAGCCCUCUGUCUACUCUGGCUCCUACAAUUCAGUGUGCGAAUGUGUGUGUGUGUGUGUGUGUGUGUACGUUUGUGUGUACAUGUGAGCCCCUUUCGAGGGACAGAGGACUUGUGCGAAGUUGCAGGCCUGCAUUUAAAACCAGAGAUGUUAAGAAACUCUGGGAUUUGUGGCCGAGAGACGGGACACUAGAUGGACUACUCCUCGAUCAUCACCAUUUCCUGUUGCUCCAGGGCAUAUUCAAUAAAAAAAACAAAAAAACAAAGAACAAACAAACAAAAAUAAAAAUAUAUACAAUUGUUAACUACAUUCGGUUGUACAUCACACCUCUGCAGAAUAAUUAGCAGCUCAUUGUGUUCAAACUCAUCACCAUUAAAACCUCGGAAUCCCUGUCAUGACCUCUGACCCGCACUAAAGCUGCGGCACAGGGUGGGAAAAGAGUGUGAAUGAAAUACAUAAACCAAGCAUUUACACAAAUGUACACUGGGGCUACUUUACUAACCUGUUAGCAUCUCAGCGGCUUCUGUGGGAGGGUUGUUGUUAACACCUUUAGCACCUGACAACAUAAAAAUGGAAGCAAAGCACACAAGAGAGCAAUUUUGUUAGUUCUGAGACUUUUACAUAUAAGACAUAUAAUUGCAGUUGCAAUAUUCACACAUUAAAGCUGGUUCACACAGCCCCAACGAAUGCUAAAAGGGUUGAUACAAAACCAUAAGAGCUCAAAUUCUAGUGUCCUAAAGCUGCUAUGCUGGCGAUGUCAGUAAAGAGAAAGUAGAGUUGAUGAAGGAUUAUGGGAUGGCUUUGGGUUUGUGCGUGUUGUUAUUCGUUGAUUGUGCCCUUAAGAUAGUAUUUUGCAUAAAGAGCGGAAGAAUAAAAAGUUAUUAAGACAUGAAAAGGUCAAGUGGAGCUCAUGCAAAAAGCAUCAUGCGUUAUCUGUUCCUCAGCUGCAAUAAUGUGCUAAUCUAGAAGGGAAAUAACACCAACACUACAUUAAUAUCUUCAAAUGGCAGUUUGGGAAAAUGAAACAACAGAAAUACAGCUGUUAAGUCAGAGGUCAAGUCUAACCUGGAAGGGUAAUUUGCCAUAGGUUCCCUCAGGAAGUUCUUAACGUAUUUUUUAGCGAUUAUUGA
Molecule: messenger RNA, 3043 nt
Organism: Carassius carassius (crucian carp)
Lineage: Eukaryota; Metazoa; Chordata; Actinopteri; Cypriniformes; Cyprinidae
Product: reticulon-4 receptor-like 1
Exons: 3
Coding region: 524-1873 (449 amino acids)
Cellular component (GO): plasma membrane
Molecular function (GO): protein binding
Source: RefSeq, a predicted model, not a curated record